AUGGAGGAAAGCAGAGUGGUGCAUCAGCUGCUGGAGGUGUCUUCUUCGUCGGAGGGGGAGACGGACGAGGAGGUGGCGGAGCUGGAGCUGAGGCCGCCGACUUGGCUUGAUUACUUGGCCGACGACGGAGGCGGCGGCGGCCGCGGAGGUGUUUAUGCUGGGAAAAAGAAGAUCCUUUCGAAGCAGUCGUCGAUGAGGGAGACGAGAAUGGAGGCGAAGUGGGAGAAGCGGCGGAAGCAGGUCCUGCAGAGGAAGAAGUCGGCGGGGGAUACUGCGGCGGAGGUGAACGAGCCGGUGAGGAAUCUGACGGACGAGGACAUGGACGAGCUGCGGGGGUCGAUCGACCUCGGGUUCGGGUUCAGCGAGGAGGGCGGCGGCCAGGACCUCUGCGGGACGCUGCCGGCGCUCAACCUCUACUUCGCCGUCAACCGCCAGUUGUCGGACCCGAAGCUGGCGACGCCGCCGAGCCCCGGAUCGACAGGGACCUCCUCCUCGUCGACGCUGGGCGGCCACCUGAGCCCCCGGAGCCCCGCGAACGAACACGCGGCGGCCGACGAUUGGAAGAUUUGCAAUCCAGGGGACAAUCCACAACACGUUAAGACAAGACUGAGGCAUUGGGCACAAGCAGUGGCAAUUUCUCUCAGGCAGGGCUGCUAA
Messenger RNA from Zingiber officinale, 657 nucleotides. RefSeq lists its product as uncharacterized. NCBI's taxonomy places the organism in Eukaryota, Viridiplantae, Streptophyta, Magnoliopsida, Zingiberales, Zingiberaceae. The transcript has 2 exons. Bases 1 to 657 code for a protein of 218 amino acids. The record is from RefSeq and is a predicted model, not a curated record.